Erpetoichthys calabaricus (reedfish) is the source of this 3076-nucleotide messenger RNA. It is a transcript of the gene wsb2, whose product is annotated as WD repeat and SOCS box containing 2. Gene Ontology annotation, biological process: intracellular signal transduction. The transcript is spliced from 9 exons. Gene Ontology annotation, molecular function: protein binding. The record is from RefSeq and is a predicted model, not a curated record. The coding region runs from base 298 to 1593 and encodes 431 amino acids. NCBI's taxonomy places the organism in Eukaryota, Metazoa, Chordata, Cladistia, Polypteriformes, Polypteridae.
GGCGGAGCAGCCGGAAGGGGUGGGGCCUCCUCGUGACAGUCUUGAGAGAAAGCGCAGAGGCUGUGCUGGGCGUGUUGAGUACUGUUUUAUGUCUCAUCGUGUGGAAGAGCGAACUGGUUUCUACGCCUGGUUGUGUUUGCAUGGGAAAAGGAGAGCCCGGCAUUUACUGAAAGCUAUGGAAUACGGCGUACAGGUUAGCGCCGCCCACUCGGGCCUCGUCGCCCACUGCAAGCUGUUUCGGAUUUGACUCCCCAUCGUUUUCUUUUGCGGUCCUGAUUAAGGAAGAAGGUCAGGACGAUGGAAGAUAAGCGUUCAAGGAUUAAGACAGAGAAGGCCACCCUGAUACAGGAGUUGGUGCCACUUCACCCACAGCCUCUAGACAGGCGGUCUGGCUGUGAGACAUGGAGUCUUGAAUUUUCACCUGAUGGUUCCUACUUUGCAUGGUCAAUGGGACAUGGUAUUGUCAAGCUGGUGCCUUGGCCCUUAGAGGACAAAAUCAGAGUGCCUAGGAAUAAUGCUUGCAAGCCUUGCUUUUCCACCGCUGGACAGCAGGAAAACAACAGCGCAAAGGAAAAAACCUUAGACUGUGGCCAGAUUGUGUGGAGCUUAGCCUUUGGGCCACGUGGACUUCAAGGCAGAGAGGGCAACAUUCGUCCAUCCAAAUAUUUUCUAUCGACGCUUAUUCUUGCUACAGGUCUGAACAAUGGUUUCAUUAAAGUCUGGGAUGUGAAAACAGGUAAUUUCCUCUUUUGUCUUACGGGGCAUCAGGAUGUAGUAAGAGAUUUGGCUUUUGCUCCAAAUGGUGGAUGGUCUCUUGUAUCUGCAUCCCGUGAUAAGACUCUUCAUAUCUGGAAUCUGACAAAGGGAGCGGAUACAAACCCCAAAGUGCUUAAAGGCCACACACAAUGGGUUUACUGCUGCUGUGUUUCACCCAACUGCAGUAUGAUUGCUUCAGUCUCUGGAGAAAAAUAUGUCUUCUUGUGGAGUAUGCGAUCUUAUACUUUCAUUAGAAAGCUGGAGGGUCACAGGAAUUAUGUAAUUUCAUGUGAUUUUUCUCCCGAUGGGGCUUUGCUCAUAACUGCAGCUUUUGACCACCAGGUGCGCCUGUGGGAUCCAUACACUGGCAAGACGUUAAUUGAGUUAUGUCAUUACUUUCCUGGCCCACUCAGUAACACCAUCCAUGAUGUUCUUCUGCGAUCUGUCCGUUUUUCACCAGAAGGUUUAUACUUUGCAACUGUUGCAGAGGACAGGGAUAUGAGAAUUUGGGCUUUGGGAAUAGAGAUUCCUGUUGUGGAAAGUCCUGAUACCCAAACCCCUGUAACCAAUGGGUUAUGCUGUGUUUUUCAUCCACACGGUGGCAUCCUUGCAACAGGCACAAGAGAUGGUCAUGUUCAGUUUUGGUGCUCUCCCAUGGUAAUACCAAGCUUACGACACCUUUGCCGCCAGACCCUUCGGAACUUUUUGUCAACCCAUCAGGUACUGGCUCUACCAAUCCCCACAAAAAUGAAGGACUUUCUUACAUACAGGUCACUUACGGCUCACAGAGGAGACAGUGCAUUACAUCAUUCACAAGAAGUCAUAUCUUUGAAUUAAGCAUUGUUUUUGUAACUAAAUAUAUUUAAAAGGCUGUAAGUAUUCCUCAAAUUAAGGAGCACUUUAGACUUACCUAUGUUGAAAUGUUAUUUAUUUUUCUAUGCAUAUUCCAUUUAACUGACUGAUUCUGUAAAAUGCAGUGCCACAUGUAUAUUUUAUAAACAUUACUAUUUAUUCAUGGGAAAGCGGAGGGUUGUAUAUACACACAUACACUACUGUUCUUCUGGAAGGAUUAUACAAAUUGCCUCCAAACUAUUGUAAAUUAAAUCAGAAAGAUGUACUUAAUUUCCUGUGCUGAGGCAAUAUGUUCUACAAGAUUAAACAAUAUUUUUGUACACUGGGUGAAAUGCUACUUGAGGUCAGAAAUGACACAUUGUGAAACCCCCUUUCACAUUAGCAUUCUAAGAAGGAUGCUUGCAGUGUUUCACAUAUCAUUUUGUGAAAGGUCAACCUUAUGAAAGAAAAGCCACAACAGUUUCAUGGAAAGUUUGAUCAAGCAUCUAAUAACUGAGCCCUAACCAUUUUGUAACUGAAUAAAAGGUGAAUAAAUGCAUUGUCUCCACCAAAAACAUCAAGACAUUCAACAGUACAGACACUACUGGGACAGUAAGUGGGAUGGCUUGGUUUUUCAUCCUGCAGUUAUCCAAACGUCUGCAUCUCCAUAAUUUGUUAAAUAAAUAGUGAAUAAUAUAAAUUAAAAUUUCUUAAAAAAAAGAGGCUAAAACAGAAUACCAAGACUAAAGUAAACUAAAAAUCUUGAGUAAAUUUAGUAGAGUAGUACUAGGGAGUGUCUAUUAAAUCAGUAAUAUUAGAUUUUCUUACAGGGAUUGACUGUAUCUGUUUUAAUUUUCUCUCUUUAAUAUGAAGGUGUCAGCACAGUCUUCAGAUUCAUAAGCAUCUUUUUAUGUAAACCACACAGACAAAAGAAAAAGAAGUAUGAAAUGACAACAGCUUGCAUAUCACAUAUGUUGGUAGGUUAACUUCGCCAGUAACACUGGCUGAUGUUUUGUACUAAACUAACAAAACACAGGGUGGACUGUUAGUGUGAAAUGGGCCAUAUACACAUAGUUGGGGGAAGGAUGGAUGGGGGAUUAGGUUUGAUCUAUACUAUUUGCAAAUAUAAAAAUUUAAAUUUUAGCACAGUAGCAAGUCUGGUGAUUAUAAUAUAUACGUGUGUAUGUUUUCUACUUGAAAGUAAAGUUGUUUAGAAAAUUAAUUUCGCACUUACUCACUUUUCUGAUUGUGAUAAAGAAUAUUAAUGUUGCUGCUGCUGUGUUAGGGUACUUGAAUCUGUUAUACAUUAGUGUAUCCUAGGUAAAGAACAUUAUAACUUUAAAUGGACAUGACAAAAUAAAUGUCUUCAUAAUAAGUAUCUGCAUAAGGACUAAAAUGUGCUGCUUAAAACUCUGAGAAAAACCAAAAAGAUGGCAUUUUCUUGCCAGAAAUUGAUGUAUUAAAAUUCUAAUAAAAUAUGUCAAAGAAA